Aspergillus clavatus NRRL 1 is the source of this 666-nucleotide messenger RNA. Its product is annotated as MMtag domain-containing protein. The record is from RefSeq and is a predicted model, not a curated record. The transcript has 3 exons. NCBI's taxonomy places the organism in Eukaryota, Fungi, Ascomycota, Eurotiomycetes, Eurotiales, Aspergillaceae. Bases 1 to 666 code for a protein of 221 amino acids.
AUGGAUCUUGUUGCAGGCGUUCGCAAGGAAGGCAGCCGUGGCGGCCGCAGCGAGUUCAAAUGGUCCGACGUCAAGGAUUCGUCGCAUCGCGAAAACUACCUCGGCCACUCUUUGAUGGCGCCUGUUGGUCGCUGGCAACAGGGCCGUGAUCUACAAUGGUACGCAAAAGGCGAUCAGGACGACGAUGAACAAGCUCGGAGAGAUCGCGAGGAAUUACAACGCGUCAAGCAAGUCGAGCAGGAAGCAAUGGCACGAGCAUUGGGCCUACCCCCGCCACCAUCAAGUGCCGAUGGGAACGCCAACCUUACACCUCUAGGUGGGCUGAAUGAGCAGAAGGCGCUACAUGAUUCGGUCGACGAGGAUAUUGCGGGUAAUAAAGUGCCGGACAUGAAUCGCAGCGAAGCAGACGUCGCGGCGACUCUGACAGACAUAAAGCUGCUCGACCAGACUCGGGUUCGCGGGAUAGCAGAAGACGAAGGGGCGAACGGAGUCGGAGUCCGAGAAGGGACCGUGUACGAGAUCGUGCAAGUGACCGAGACCGAGACCGAGAGCGCAGGCAUCGUAGGGACCGCGAUGGGCGCGAACAUCGCCAUCGGAGUCACCGUCACAGCAGGUCCCGCUCCCGUGAUCGAGAACAGCCGCGAAGGCGAUCCCGCUCACGGCUAA